UGUCCCCUUGUGCUCUGCUCACACCAGUUUUCUGCACGGUGCUCUCUCUGUUCACAUGAGGAGAGGAGAAGAACAAUCCCUUCUCCGGCUCUUCAUACCAAUAAAUAUAGUCACAUACUGCUGCAUCGUCUCCAUCUAGUAGUGGAGGAAGAGGAGAAAGGGGUAGCAGGCAGCAAUGGCGACGGCCAAGCCCAUCCUGUACGGCGCCUGGAUCAGCUCUUGCUCUCACCGUGUCCGGAUCGCUCUCAAUCUCAAAGGUGUGGACUAUGAGUACAAGGCAGUCAAUCCUCGGACAGAUCCAGACUAUGAAAAAAUAAACCCGAUCAAAUACAUACCAGCAUUGGUAGAUGGGGACUUUGUUCUAUCUGAUUCUCUCGCUAUCAUGUUGUAUCUGGAAGAUAAGUAUCCUCAGCAUCCUCUCGUACCUAAAGAUAUCAAAACGAAAGGUCUUGAUCUUCAGAUUGCGAACAUAGUUUGCUCAAGCAUCCAACCUCUCCAAGGCUACGGCGUAAUUGGUUUGCAUGAGGGUAGGUUGAGCCCCGAUGAGAGCCUUGAGGUGGUUCAACGUUAUAUUGACAAGGGCUUCAAAGCAAUAGAAAAGCUCUUGGAUGGAUGUGACAGCAAAUAUUGCGUCGGAGAUGAAGUCCAUUUGGGAGAUGUGUGUCUAGCCCCACAGAUCCAUGCCGCCAUCAAUCGCUUCCAGAUUGAUAUGACGAAAUACCCAACCUUGUCGCGACUUCACGAUGCCUACAUGGAAAUUCCGGCAUUUCAAGCCGCACUGCCCCAGAAUCAGCCAGAUGCACCUUCAGCAAAAUAAUCAAGAAAUCAAGCCAGUUACAACUAUACGCGUGUAAUUUCCACAAUAAUGAGGAAUGUAGUCUGCAAUGCAUGGAAGAACCUCUCAUAAGUCAUAACUUGUCAGUUUGUCUGCGUGUACACGACUUUGUCGUCCAUCUAGAUGCCAUGGCGAGCUGCCGGCCGGGCUCCGGUACCAUGUAAAAUUAGUAUUGAUCGAUUCACUGCCAGUAAGAUUCAGCAGAAAAAAGAAAGGUGAUUUGAUGAA
Triticum urartu is the source of this 1063-nucleotide messenger RNA. RefSeq names its product glutathione S-transferase. NCBI's taxonomy places the organism in Eukaryota, Viridiplantae, Streptophyta, Magnoliopsida, Poales, Poaceae. Gene Ontology annotation, cellular component: cytoplasm. Gene Ontology annotation, molecular function: glutathione transferase activity; maleylacetoacetate isomerase activity. Gene Ontology annotation, biological process: L-phenylalanine catabolic process; glutathione metabolic process. The record is from RefSeq and is a predicted model, not a curated record.